AAUGUCACAGCUAGAGAGUGUGACUGACAUAGAAAACUAACUGCAACGGCCUCAACCAAUGGGUUGCUCAAUUUCAAUAUAAAUAUAGGUGAAAGGGAAGACUCACAUUCCAUCACAUAAUUAAACUUCCACACACGACACAAAUUGGAUUUUGAAUUUUUUUGAUGUCAUAGCAAUAUUAGCCUAUAAUAUAUAAGCAACAUCAUCAUUUAUAAAAGAUAUAACUAUAUUUUAAGUAUUUUGCUAUCUAGUCAUUCCUGUUAAAUGGGAGCUCCUUUAUCAGCAUGGCCAUGGGAGAACUUAGGGAUAUUCAAGUAUAUGCUAUAUGGACCAUUUGUAGGAAGAGUAAUGUAUGAAAUAUUUUAUGAAGAAGAGAAAGACUGGAAAUUCAGCUGGUGCCUUCAAUUGCUCAUACUAAGUGCUGUGAGAGGGCUAGUUUAUUUGUUUUGGAAUUGUUACACCAAUAGUCUUUUUCUUACACGAAACCGUCAAAUUUUAAAACAGGGGGUCGAUUUCAAGCAGAUUGAUAAAGAAUGGGACUGGGACAACUUUUUAAUUCUUCAAACAAUAUUUGCCACUAUGGCGUAUUAUAUGUUUCCGUUCCUACAAAAUCUUCCUACGUGGAAUAGUAAAGGUGUUAUUGCAGCUUUGAUUUUCCACGUGGGAAUCUCGGAACCACUAUAUUAUUGGGUUCACAAAAAGUUUCAUGGAGACUAUCUAUUUACCAAUUACCAUUCACUUCAUCAUUCAUCUACGGUACCACAAUCAUUGACAGCGGGACAUGGAACGGUUUUGGAGCAUAUGUUUUUGAGUUUAGUAAUUGGAAUUCCAAUCCUUGGAGCUUCAUUGAUGGGAUAUGGAUCAAUAAGUAUGAUAUAUGGUUACAUAUUGAUUUUUGAUUUUCUCAGAAGUUUGGGACAUUGCAACGUUGAAUUUAUUCCACAUAAUCUAUUUGAGACAUUCCCAUUUAUGAGAUAUCUCAUGUAUACUCCAACAUACCAUACACUACACCACACUGAAAAGGAUUGUAAUUUUUGCCUCUUCAUGCCUCUCUUUGACGCACUAGGAAAUACACUUAGCAGCAAAUCAUGGGAAUUACACAAAUCAUACAGUGCAGGAAAUGAUAGUAGGGUACCGGAAUUUGUUUUCUUGGCUCAUAUAGUUGAUAUCACAUCUGCUAUGCAUGGUCAAUGCUGUCUAAGAACCUUUGCUUCAUUACCAUUCAGAACAAGAUUCUUCUUGAUCCCAUUUUUUCCAUUUGCGGUCAUAGGUGUGUCAGCAAUGUGGCUUUGGUCCAAAACCUUUUUAUUUUCUUUCUAUUACCUUAGGGAUAGACUACAUCAAACAUGGGUUGUCCCUAGGUGCGGUUUCAUGUAUUUCUUGCCAUUUGCUACUGAGGGUAUCAAUAAGCAUAUUGAGCAAGCUAUCCUCACGGCUGAUAAAAUUGGUGUCAAAGUCAUCAGCUUGGCUGCUUUGAAUAAGAAUGAAUCUCUAAAUGGAGGAGGAAAACUUUUUGUGGACAAACAUCCAAACCUAAGAGUUAGAGUUGUUCAUGGCAACACUUUAACAGCAGCUGUGAUCUUAGAUGAAAUACCUAAAGAUGCUACAGAGGUUUUCCUUACUGGAGCAACUUCAAAGCUUGGAAGAGCAAUUGCUCUCUACCUUUGCCAAAAGAAAGUCAAAGUUCUGAUGUUAACACUAUCAACAGAGAGGUUUGAGAAGGUCCAAAAGGAAGCACCUCUAGAAUACCAAAGUUACCUUGUUCAAGUAACAAAAUACCAAGCAGCACAGCACUGCAAGACUUGGAUUGUUGGCAAGUGGAUCACUCCGAGAGAGCAAAAUUGGGCGCCGCGUGGAACUCAUUUCCACCAAUUUGUUGUGCCUCCAAUUUUUGCAUUUAGAAGAGAUUGCACUUAUGGAGAUCUAGCCGCUAUGAGAUUGCCUAAGGAUGUCGAAGGCCUUGGAUGCUGUGAGUACACAAUGGAUAGGGGAGUAGUCCACGCAUGCCACGCAGGAGGAAUUGUACACAUGCUUGAAGGUUGGACUCAUCACGAAGUAGGGGCGAUUGAUGUUGAUCGAAUCGAUGUUGUAUGGAAAGCAGCAAUGAAACAUGGUCUAAGACCUUUAUCUUCAGGAUCUACUAUCAAAGCAAAUUAAGUUGAAUUACAGGGUUUCUAAUCAGUUUCAUCUCAAGUGUUAUAGUGGUCAUUUAAAUGUGGUUAAGUUCUCUUAGCUUGCUUUGUCAAAAGUUGUUAAUGUUGUUCAAAUCUCUUGUUAGAAACCUCUCUUUUUUCUAAUUAAUGAAAAUUUCUACAUUCAAAAUA
Messenger RNA from Trifolium pratense (red clover), 2324 nucleotides. Its product is annotated as very-long-chain aldehyde decarbonylase CER3-like. The transcript is spliced from 10 exons. Gene Ontology annotation, molecular function: iron ion binding; oxidoreductase activity. Gene Ontology annotation, biological process: lipid biosynthetic process. The coding region runs from base 265 to 2157 and encodes 630 amino acids. Lineage: Eukaryota; Viridiplantae; Streptophyta; Magnoliopsida; Fabales; Fabaceae. The record is from RefSeq and is a predicted model, not a curated record.